Messenger RNA from Terrapene triunguis (Three-toed box turtle), 2890 nucleotides. It is a transcript of the gene TARDBP, whose product is annotated as TAR DNA binding protein. Gene Ontology annotation, cellular component: nucleoplasm. Gene Ontology annotation, biological process: regulation of gene expression. Lineage: Eukaryota; Metazoa; Chordata; Testudines; Emydidae. The coding region runs from base 95 to 1339 and encodes 414 amino acids. The record is from RefSeq and is a predicted model, not a curated record. Gene Ontology annotation, molecular function: RNA binding. The transcript is spliced from 6 exons.
UUUUGUCAGCAGCGGCUGCAGGAAAGGAAGGUGGAGGUGCCCGGAGCCUCCUCGCCCCGUGUAAGGCCCCCCUGGCCCGUAAAAUCCAGCAAAGAUGUCUGAAUACAUCCGCGUUACUGAGGAUGAGAACGAUGAGCCCAUUGAGAUCCCUUCAGAGGAUGAUGGCACUGUGCUGCUAUCCACAGUUACUGCCCAGUUCCCUGGAGCAUGUGGUCUGCGUUACAGGAACCCAGUGUCUCAGUGUAUGAGAGGAGUCCGGCUAGUGGAAGGAAUUCUCCAUGCUCCAGAUGCUGGCUGGGGAAAUCUGGUCUAUGUUGUUAAUUAUCCCAAAGAUAACAAGAGGAAAAUGGAUGAAACAGAUGCCUCAUCAGCUGUGAAAGUAAAACGAGCAGUACAAAAGACAUCUGAUUUAAUAGUUUUGGGUCUUCCCUGGAAAACCACUGAACAAGAUCUAAAGGAAUAUUUCAGUACAUUUGGAGAAGUUCUCAUGGUGCAGGUUAAGAAAGACAUUAAGACUGGUCACUCAAAGGGUUUUGGUUUUGUUCGAUUUACGGAGUAUGAAACCCAGGUGAAAGUGAUGUCCCAACGACACAUGAUAGAUGGAAGAUGGUGUGACUGUAAACUUCCUAAUUCUAAGCAAAGUCCCGAUGAACCUUUGCGUAGCAGAAAGGUGUUCGUUGGGCGCUGCACUGAGGAUAUGACUGCAGAUGAGCUCCGGCAGUUCUUUUCUCAGUAUGGAGAAGUGGUAGAUGUCUUCAUCCCCAAACCCUUCAGAGCUUUUGCUUUUGUUACAUUUGCAGAUGAUCAGGUUGCCCAGUCUCUUUGUGGAGAGGACUUGAUCAUUAAAGGAAUCAGCGUACAUAUAUCCAAUGCUGAACCUAAGCACAAUAGCAAUAGACAGUUAGAAAGAGGUGGAAGAUUUGGUGGUAAUCCAGGAGGCUUUGGGAAUCAGGGUGGAUUUGGUAAUAGUAGGGGGGGAGGAGGUGGUUUGGGGAACAACCAGGGCAGUAAUAUGGGUGGAGGGAUGAAUUUUGGAGCAUUUAGUAUCAACCCUGCUAUGAUGGCGGCAGCCCAGGCAGCAUUGCAGAGCAGCUGGGGAAUGAUGGGCAUGUUAGCUAGUCAACAGAACCAGUCUGGGCCAUCGGGAAACAACCAACCUCAAGGCAACAUGCAAAGGGAGCAGAACCAGGGUUUUAGUUCAGGAAGUAAUUCUUACGGAGGAUCUAACUCUGGAGCAGCAAUAGGUUGGGGGUCAGCAUCAAAUGCAGGAUCAAGCAGUGGGUUUAAUGGAGGCUUUGGUUCAAGUAUGGAUUCCAAAUCAUCAGGCUGGGGAAUGUAGACAGUGGGCUCUGAUACUGACUCUAUGGUGGGAAAUCAAUUUUUUCUAAACUCAUGGUAAGUAUAUUGUAAAUUGCAUAUAUACUAAAAUUUUCCUGAUCAAUUUGUUCAAUGUGCAGUAUAUUCAACAGUAUUUUUGACAUUUUUCUUUUGUAAAAAGAAAGGUUAAAGGAAUUUUAUAAGUUUUGUUACAUAAUUUGUUGGAAUAUUGAAUGAUUGAAAGUGAACUGCUGUUUGCCUGAUGGGUAAACUAACACACUACAAUUGAGAGGAAGGGUUUCUCCUGUAAUAUUUUAUUCCUUGUCAGCUGAAUUCUUUGCAUGUUCAAAAAGGAAACCAUUGGUCAGAAACUACAUUCUUUCUUUUCCUCUUGUUUGUUUUAAUUUGAUCCCCACCAUAAGAAUCUCUCCAAAUGCCCCAGUUGGAGAACAGUGUCGGUGUUGUGUUUUGUUUGUUUGUUUUUUUUCCUUUUAACACUGUCUCCCCUCAUAUACUAAGUACAAUAUGAAGGCUUCAUUUAAUCUCUGCAGUUCAUCUCAUUUCAAAUGUGUAUGGAAGAAGCACUUAAUUGAAAGCAGUGCUGUAAAUAUUCUGCUUUAGGAAUACUUCUGUCUACAUGCUUUCUCAUCCAAGAAUACUUCAUCACACUGCACAUGCUACGUCUUAGACGGUGGGUGUUCCAUUUUUAUCCGCUACUCUUUAUUUCAUGGAAUCGUAUCAACGCUAUGAACGCAAGGCUGUGAGAUGGAACCAGAAGGCUGUUUGAACUUUUGAAACCUUGUGUGGGAUUGAUGGUGGUGCCGAGGCAUGAGAGGGCUGGUAUGUGCGAGAAAAAGGAGAGAGCGCAUGCAGAGACCUGGUGGUGCAUUAUGGGAUUUUAUUUUACUUGGCGAGAUGUCUCUCAAUCCUGUGGCUUUGGUGAGAGAGUGUGCAGAGAGCAAUGAUAGCAAAUAAAGUACGAGUGUUUUUUGCAUUCAAAGGACAUCCAUAUCUGGAAGACUAAAUGGGUUUUAUACCUAGUUAACCAAUUAGUUGAAUGUGUUAAGUGAAAUGAAUAUCUGUAUUUUUUUUCCCUUAUGUCAACUGCUGUGAAUGUUGUAUGGUGUGUGUUCUUUUCUGUUAAUGAUAUGUAAGUGUGGUAAUGUGAAUCGAAGAUGAUGGGGUUUGUGACGAGAACAUUGAGUUUGUGGUGUGCUUUGCGGUAGUUGUAGCAGAGUUCACUAGCGAGCUCAGUGUGCCUCUUAAGGGUGGAAGUUCCACUGUCUGUAAGAUAUCCAUAAGAAUGCUGUUUGCUGCAGUUCUGUGUUUGGAUGCUUUUUAUAAGAUUUGUCAAUGUAGGAAAUUCUUAAAUAAAACUGAUUUAAGUAAUAUGUGUCUUUGUUUUGCAGCCCUGAAUGCAAAGAAUUCAUAACAGUUAAUUUAUUUUGUCCUUUGAGAUGAACUUCCGUAAAGUUGUUUUUGCAGUAAUUCAGUUUGUUUCAGAUAAGCAUGCUUUAAAAGUUGACAAGUCAAAUGGAUCCAUCACUCUUCAUGCAUUGAUACCUGACACCCA